AUGGCGUGGAUUUUACCAGCGUUUUUGACGAUAGCUCUUGCAGCCUCGUCUAAUACCUUAUCAAAUGAAUCGAAAGCAUGCACAAGCAUGUGUACGGAUUAUUGCCGUAGUGCUUAUCAAGGCCUUUCAACAUGUCUUGAUGCUUGCCAAAAGAAUUUAUGCAACUCUCAGUCGCCACUUGCCUUAGCUAGACUCCAAGCAUUCUUCGCUGAAGAAGCAGCUGCCACAACUGAAGAAUCAGCACCUGCAGCUGAAGAGGAGGCUCAAGAGCCAGCAUCAGAUCCAGUAGUCGAGCCUACUGAGGAAGCAACCCCUACUGAAGAAGCUACAACAGUUGAACCAACACCAGAUGAGGAAGCACCAGUAGAUCCUUCGGCACCUGUAGAGCCAGCACCUGCUGAGCCAGAAACCCCUGUUGAGCCAACACCAGAGGAACCAGCACCAGAGGAACCAACACCAGAGGAGCCAGCACCUGCAGAGCCAGAAACCCCUGUUGAGCCAACACCUGUGGAACCAACACCAGAGGAGCCAACACCAGUAGAGCCAACACCUGAGGAACCAACUCCAGUAGAGCCAACACCUGAGGAACCAACUCCAGUAGAGCCAACACCUGAGGAACCAACUCCAGUAGAGCCAACACCUGAGGAACCAACUCCAGUAGAGCCAACUCCAGUAGAGCCUACACCAGUUGACCCUCAGACUCAUGAUCCAAAUCAUCCUGGACAUGAAUACGAGACCAAUCACCCAGAUCAUCCUUACCACGAUAAGGAAAAAGAGCACGAUGAUGAGGACUGGGAUGACUAUGAAGAUCAAGAUGAUUAUUCACAUGAAGAAGCCACAACUGAAGAGGAAACUACCACUGAAGAGGAAACCACAACUGAAGAGGAAACCACAACUGAAGAGGAAACCACAACUGAAGAGGAAACCACAACUGAAGAGGAAACAACCACUGAAGAGGAAACUACCACUGAAGAGGAAACCACCACUGAAGAGGAAACUACCACUGAAGAGGAAACCACCACUGAAGAGGAAAUCACAACUGAGGAAACCACAACAACAGAAGAGACAACAACUGAGGAAACCACAACUGAGGAAACAACAACUGAGGAAACCACAACUGAGGAAGCCACAACUGAGGAGACAACAACUGAGGAAGCCACAACUGAGGAGACUACUACUGAAGAAGCCACUACAGAAGAGGCUACUGUAGAGGAGACCACCGAAGAGUCAGCUUCAACUGAGGAAACUAGCACUGAAGAGGCCGCUCCAGCAGAAACAACAGAAGAAGCCACCACUGAAGAGUCAACAGUCGAGGUCUUGCCAGCUGCUCCAGAAGAAGUAGCUCAAGCAGGCUGGGGACUGAUUGUAUUCCAAGUUUGCAUAGUUGCAGCAGUCGCUAUCUGGUCAAGCACAGAUCGCAACCAGACACCCUCACCCCCCUAAAAGAGGUACCCCUAACCCCCACCCCCCUUUUUAAUGGUAUCCCCCCAUUUUAAUAGCACCCUCAACCCCUUUCACAGAUGUCACUCCCACCUCCUAAUAUAACAUAGAUAUAUGGCUAUAUGGCAAAUGCUAAUUUAGAGCAGGCAUAAUAAAUAAAUUAUUAUUUUAAAUAUUCAAAAUUACUGAUUUAUACAUUAUCUACAUAGUAUAGCACAAUCGAUUAAGGAGUAGGUGGAAUGGGGUGAGAAUUUCCUAUAACUACUAAGCAAACACAUAUGAAAAAAAUUUGUUAAAAAGCAUAAUAAUGAUCUUUGGUAUUAAUUAGCAAUAUAUCCUGCAUAUAUUUAUGAACUUUGUGUGAAAAUGGCUAAAGAGUCGAAUUAGAGAUCCAAAAGUAAAACUGACAAUAGAAAAUACGAUUUUUAUUAGCACUAUUGAAUCCUGCUACCAAUUUAGUCCGCAAUCCUUGUACAAUGGGCAUCAGAUUAGUUUUAAUUUAUGAAUAAUUAAUUUAAUGCAAGUUAUUGUAUGCGCUUGGCUCAUUUAAUAAUUAAUGCCAUUAUCUAUACCUUAGGCAUUGUAUUUAUAAAUAUAUAAAAAAAACAAAUUUAAUAUAUUUUUCUAAUUAAUUGUUAAUUAAUUUAAAUUUAUUAAUUAAUCAUAAAUAUUAAAGUAAUUUAUGGACUUAAUUUAUGAAUAUAGUGUUUUAAUUGGAUUAUAUUUAAAUUAUUCUGCUUUUUUCCUAUCAAUUACUUCUAUAGGAUAAACCCUUUACUUUUUGAGAGGGGGGUGGGGGUGCCAUUUUUAGAGGGAUGGGGGUGGGGUGGGGUGGGGUGGGGAUGGGGUUUCCCUGCUUGUGGGGUGGUGGGGUGGUGGGGUGGUGGGGGUGUCUGAUUGUGGCCUGUGCUUGACCAGCUAUCUUUGCAGUGAAAUAUUACUUGAAUUCAAGAAAACGCAGAGUAUCUAUCAAAUACUCAUUCCAAGCAGGAGAAUCUGAGGCUCCUUAUGCACGCUUGAUUAAAAACGUUUAA
Molecule: messenger RNA, 2474 nt
Organism: Blepharisma stoltei
Lineage: Eukaryota; Ciliophora; Heterotrichea; Heterotrichida; Blepharismidae
Source: the annotation of a GenBank genome assembly